Molecule: messenger RNA, 7175 nt
Organism: Periophthalmus magnuspinnatus
Lineage: Eukaryota; Metazoa; Chordata; Actinopteri; Gobiiformes; Gobiidae
Product: MAM and LDL-receptor class A domain-containing protein 2
Exons: 50
Coding region: 100-7062 (2320 amino acids)
Cellular component (GO): membrane
Molecular function (GO): protein binding
Source: RefSeq, a predicted model, not a curated record
UUUUUCUGCUUGCAGUGUCUCCAUGUUCUGAGUUCAGCUGUUUGAGUGGAGAGUGUUUGCCAUCUGAGGUGGUCUGUGAUUUCAAAGAGGACUGUCAAGAUGGAUCAGAUGAAGAGUUUUGUGGGUCAUGUGACUUUGAGCAUCACUUCUGUGGCUGGAACGACAAUUCGGGAGAUGUGUUAUACACCUGGAUACGGCAAAGAGCCAAUAGUAGUGCAGUGCCUGGAUACGACCACACCACAGAGAGUCCAUUGGGUACACUUCCUACCCGGAUACGUGAUGCAGGUAGAUGUCAAUGAAGGAACUGGCAUGUUUUCAGAGGCUGUUUUAGAGUUUUCUAUUGAAAAAGUAUUGGGUAUUGGUUGCUCUCUCAGAUUUUGGUAUCACAUAUAUGGCACAGAGACCUUUGCGACAUCAGCCCUGGAUGUAAAAAUAGUGAGAGGAUCAAGUGAGGAAAAGUUGUUGGCCAUUCGAAAAAUUAACACAAAUGGAUGGGAAAAUGCAACAGUUUUUAUAGGGAAUCAACCGAAAGGAUACAAGCUGCAAUUUGUUUCCAAGCGUCCCUUCAAUAGCCAUAGCGAAAUAAAGUUGGACGAUAUCUUGUUUAAUAAUUGUGGCAUGGACGACAUACCUCCACCUUCAGAUCAGCUGUCUUGUGACUUUGAGAAAGACAUGUGCUCUUGGUAUCAUGACUACACAGCCAGCCUUUUGUGGGACAGGAGUAAAUUAUACUUUGAAGUCAACCCCGAAGUUACUGGUUACCAUAUGUUAAUAGAGGCUGCGACAAAUCAGCCUAUCAAUUCAACAGCCAGACUUGUCGGCUUUCCUCAGUCUGCACAAAAAGGCCUCUGUGUCAGUUUUUGGUACCAUAUAUUUGGCAGCAGUAUAGGUUCAUUAAAAUUUAUCACCAAACAUCCUGAUGAAGAACAAACAGUUGUGUGGAUGAGAAAUGGGACACAGGGAAAUAAAUGGAGAUUUGCUGAUUUGACAUUUCAAAGUAACAAACCAAUACAGUUUAUAAUAGAAGCAGUGGUAGGGGGGACAGAAGGGAGUAUAUCCAUAGAUGACAUUGUGGUGACCCGCGGAUUAAAUGGCUCCUGCCCUGCGGAGAGAGAGUGCACCUUCCAGGGGUCUCUGUGCGGCCUUCAGCCUUUUGAAGAUUUUGGCUGGACCAGGGUCAAAGGGAGCACACUACCAGCUGAUGCUCCAGGACCAGAGGCAGACCACACCCUGGGGACGGACCAAGGUUACUACUUGAGUUCUACGUUGUGGAGUCUUGCAGCAGGGUCUAAGGUGUCUGUGAUGACAGCGGACAUGGGGCCCACUGCAGCAGGUGGAGAGUGCCUGAUGUUCUGGUACCACAUGGAAGGACUGGGCGAUGGUGAAAUAAAUGUUUAUAUUCAAACCAAUGAAAGUGGCACAGAGCUGGUCCGAGUGUGGACCAGACAGGGGGAUCAGGGGAGCCACUGGAGACAUGGGAGAAUCACACUGCACAGUCCAAAUUACCAGUUUAAGGUGAUAUUUGAGGCAGUGGCAGGUCCUGACCCAAAGGGAAAUAUUGCUAUAGAUGACCUGAUUGUGUUAAAUGAUGCCUGUCCACCUCACGGUUUUUGUGACUUCGAAAUGGAUUUCUGUGGAUGGGUCAACAGUCCACCCAUCGAGUCUGGACUGCACUGGGACUGGCUCUCUGGAUCCAGUUCGGGAAAUCCAUAUAUUCCAAGACGAGAUCAUAGCCUUGAUUCACGAUUUGGCCAUUUUGCUUUUUUGACAAAUACCAAACCCAAUGAAACGGCUCGACUUGAGAGUGAAUUGAUGGACUCGGUGGAAAAAGCCUGCUUGGAGUUUUGGCACUACUCAUCAGAAUGGAGACAUAACUAUUAUUCACACUUUAUUUUGACUGUGCUGAUCAAUGAAAAUGAUUCCCUUCGUCCCCUGUGGAGCAUAAAUGGAUUUUUGAAUGGCUCCUGGAUCCUUGGUAGAGUGGAUUACAUGGCAUCUGGGUUACACCAAAUUGUUCUUGAGGCCACUUGUCCAAAGUCAGAUUGUGGCAGUAUUUCUCUAGAUGACGUCCAUAUUAUGAGAGAUAUUUCCUGCAGUGACUUGAUCCCAACAACAACCGCUUUUCCUCCAACCACUCCUGCCCCUCCCUCCACCAUGGACUGCACUUUUGAACAAGGACUGUGCACCUGGGUUCCAGAGGUUGGUGCAGCUAUCAAUUGGACUCUUAGGAAUGGACUUAAUAUUGAUCACCCAUGGCACGGGGCUCAGUAUGACCACACUGUUGGAAAUAAUCAAGGUUUCUUUUUACUGUUAAAUGGAUCUGGCUCUGAAGAUGGUGAGAAGGCCUCUAUCUCCACCCCAGUCCUGGAGGUUUUCUCAGAGUUUUGUGUUGAAUUUUGGUUUUACAUGUCGGGGCCUGCUGUGUCCUCAUUGGAUCUGCUCAUUCAGACUGAGUCUUCUGACUUGUUGGUGUGGACUCGAGAUGGAACUCAGGACCGAAAGUGGAUUAAAUCUCAAGUAAAUAUUAGCAAUAAUGAGAUAAAGAAGCUCUUGUUCAGUGCUCAUAGAAACAAGGACAGCGAAGGUUUUAUUGCUAUUGACGACAUUACAGUCAAGAGCGGAGUUUGCCAAAAUUAUGAUGUAUGUGGCUUUGAUGCGGACUGGUGUAAUUUUGAAAACGAUGUCAGUAAGCUUGGACGGUGGAGUCGAAUAAAAGCUAACAAGACAAAUCCAGACCACACAUACAGAACUGAACAUGGUUUUUACAUGAGUGUAGAGUUGUCAGACUCAGCAAAUCCUCAAGUGGCUCAGCUCUUCACUUACGAGCUUCCAGCGGCUGCAGAGAUGUGUGUGCGUUUCUGGUACCAGUUGCCUGCGGGGGCCUCUAACACUCUUGCUAUCCAUUUGUUCUGGAGUGGAGAGUUGCAUGAAACGCUCUGGGAAUCUUCUAGUUCAGUGUCUCUGAACUGGGAGGUGGCUGAAGUUACUGUGUGGGCACCUGCCAAGUUUCAUGUAGUGUUCAAAGGAUCUGAUGUGCCUGGAAUGACCUCUACAGUGAAGAUAGAUGAUGUCUCUAUAACAAAGGGAGCCUGCAGUCCUAGAGGCAGCUGUGAUUUUGAGUCGGGGCAUUGCACUUGGAUCAACCGUCCCAUAGAAGGAGGACAUGAUUGGGUUUUAACCUCUGGAGGCAUGAUCGGCCCACCAACCGACCACACAACUCAAACUUCUGAUGGUGUGUUUUUGUUGAGCUCUGCACAGCACCUAGAUCACAGUAGCAGAGCACAGGUAGUUUCUGAAUGGAUUCUACCCCAAGAGACUUCGUGCCUCUCCUUUUGGUCCUAUAUGCAGAGUGAUUCUGGGGCAUUGCAGUUAAAAAUUCAUUCAGGACAAGUGGAGAAGGACCUGACAUUUAACAUCACUAGUGCUCACGAAUGGACCAGGUUCUCUCAUGUUCUCACAAUGAACAGCAAGCCUUUCCAGGUGCUGAUAGAAACUGAAACUAAACCAACAGGAUACAUUGCCAUUGAUGACAUCAGUAUUAGUCCAGGUCUAUGUCAAGCUAAUGAAAGCACGAAAGAGUUUGUCGGCUGCUCUUUUGAAAACAAUACCUGUGGCUGGCACGAUACAAGCAAUGGCCAGUUAAAAUGGGUCAGAGACAAUGGGACUCUUGCUAAUAGGCUAGGUUGGUACAUGACAGUGAAAGAGAUGCGUGCAGAGUAUGAGAGUCCGGCUGUGCUGCUCAGUCCUUUAAUGCAACAGGCUUCUGCUGAAUGCACUUUUCACUUUUACUACAACAUGUACGCACAGGAUUUGGGUGAUCUUAAAGUGUUCCUCCAGUAUGGUCCUGGGGCUCCAACACUUUUGUGGUGGGGAUCUGGUCACCAUGGAAAAGAGUGGCAUGGCGCUGAGGUCAUGAUAGGUCGAGUCCCACACGACUUAAUGGUUUGGUUUGAGGCCAGGACUUCUUCUGGACCAGGACAAAUUGCUAUCGACGACAUAAGCUUCACCAACUGUGCUCUGCCAGAGCCACAGCCUUCUUGUCCAGUGAAUAUGUUUACAUGUAAAAACCAGGCCUGUGUGGAGCUCAGCAGAGUUUGUGACUUCAGUGAUGACUGUGGUGACUGGUCUGAUGAAAAUCACUGUGAGGAGGAAGGUGUGACUGAGCGUUGCAAUUUUGAAAAUGGUCUUUGCUUCUGGACCAACAACAUGGCCAUUGUGCCUGUGGCUAAAUGGGCUCUACACACGGGACAGGAGGCCUGGCCUGACCUCGGACCUCCUCGGGACCACACCAAAAACUCUGCAGCAGGGCAUUAUUUAACCCCCAGUCAGAACAAUGGCCAUGUUUCUGAGAUUCUCUCCAGAACACUACUCCCCAGCACCAACUGCACUGUACAGUUCUUUUACUACAGUCUGUCUGAAGGGAAUCUUGCGGUUCAGUCCAGGAUUCAGAGAAGCGGUGCAGACGAUGUUAUAGUGUGGAACAUGUCAAACAAGCACAGCUACAACUGGCAACGAGCAGAGGCCACUUUCUCGUCCACAACCAAAAGCAAGGUUGUAUUUCAUUAUGAACAUCUAGAAGGACCCAGAGGCCUUGUUGGUGUGGAUGAUAUUUUUUUCUCUAGAGCUUGUUUGUUUGAUCCAGCGAACUCUGACCUGCCCGAAGAAUUCACCACAUCAGCUCCACCAUCCUCCACCAUCAUUAGUCCCACCUCUACCUCUCCUGUGCGCCCCUGCCAGGAGAAUGAGUUUUUUUGCUGGUUGUCAGGUGGUACAGUUUGUGUUGAAGCCAGAGCACAGUGCGACUAUCAAAAAGACUGUCCACAAGGGGAGGAUGAGCAUGGAUGUGGUCCAUGUACGUUUGAAAGCGAUGAGUGUGGGUGGAUUGACAUUAGUGAUGGACAUACUAAAUGGAAAAGGCAAAAGUCCAGCAACAACACAGUGCCUUCAACGGAUCAUACCACUCAAACAGGUUACUACAUAAAAGUAGAUUUCAGUGAAUCGCCAUCACAAACUGAAGCCUGUCUUCAAAGUCCUAUGCUGUCUCCUGUAUCCUUGUACUGUCAGCUGCAGUUUCACUUCUACAUACAGGCGGAGGGUUCUGGGUCACUCACUGUGCUUAUGCAGCAAGAAGGAGGCUCUACAGGACAUGAAGCAAUCCUAUGGUCACGCAGCCAAAGUACCGGUGCACAGUGGACCCCUGAAAACCUAAUACUUGGACCACAACAGAAAAACUAUAAGAUCUGGUUCAGAAUCAGAAAUAAUGGAAGCACAGUCAAACAAGAUCCGAUUGUGGCUUUGGAUGAUAUUUCCUUCAUUAACUGUGAAAAGUCCUUUGAACCACCAGCUUUGUCGUUCUUUGGUUGCUCAUUUGAAGAUGGCCUUUGUAGCUGGUUACAAGGAGCUGAGGAUAAUCUAGAUUGGACAUUUGGAUCUGGUCCAACUGAAAGUCCUAACACUGGGCCCACAGGAGACCACACCACCGGAAAAGGGAAAUACCUUUACUUGAGGACAUCCUCUGCCAGUCAGCAAGGCAGCAAAGCUCUGCUCAAAUCGACGGUACUGCCCCCUGCGGGGGAAGAGGGAUACUGCUUCAGCUUCUGGUACCACAUGUUUGGGCCAACCGUGGGCUCCUUGAGGAUGUUACAAGUUACAGAACAGUUUAAGAAAGUAUUGAUGUGGGAGAAGUCAGGUAACCAUGGCGACCAGUGGCUGCUGAUGCAAAACCAUGUGACUGCAAAGACAGGCCGUCAAUUGAUUUUGGAGGCGACCAUUGGAGGAGAGGCGGGAAAUAUAGCCAUAGACGAUGUCUCACUUACAGCUGGGUCAUGUCCUGUCUCCGAUGUGUGUGACUUUGAAGAGGACAGCUGUGGUUGGAGACAGGACAGUACUGAUGACUUGGAGUGGGUCAGACAAUUUGGCUACUCUGGAAAACCAGGACCACACACCGACCACACGACCAACACCCCCUUUGGAAUGUACUACUAUCUUUCAUCCACCCGGAAUGAUCUAACACAACCAACCGCUGCUAUAUCUUCACCUCUGUAUCAACCUGAUGUGGGGUCUUGUGUGCAGCUCUGGUACCACAUGUAUGGAAAUAAUGUGGGGAAUCUGAAUAUUUACCAGAGAACUGCAGAUGGGGCAAAACAGAUGUUGCUGUUUUCCCUCACUGGAGACCAAGGCCCACUGUGGAGACCUGCCCAGGCCGCCCUGCUGCCCCAAGUCCAGCCCUACAAGAUUGUGGUGGAGGGCGUGCUGACGGGCCCGUCUGAUGAGGGGGGCAUAGCGUUUGAUGAUGUGCAUUUGACAGAGGCUCACUGCCCUCCUCUGGGACACUGUGACUUUGAGACCAACCUGUGCAGCUGGAUUAACGUGCUGCAGAUUGACCAGGCAGACUGGCUCAGAGGCACAGGGGCAGGGCUGGAAUCUAACACCGGACCUCCUGUAGAUCACACCACCAACUCCUCUAGUGGCUAUUACGUGUAUGUGGACAGUUCUGUGGGGCAUUGGGGAGAUCAGUCCUUUCUCAUCAGUGAAGUUUUCCAGCCGUCCGCUAGAGGGCACUGCAUUACUUUCUGGUACCACAUGUACGGAGAGCGUGUUGGGACACUCAGGCUCCACAUUAAUGACAGGAGAACACAUGAAACUGGGAAUGUGGAGGGCAUGUUGAAGUGGGAAGAGAGAGGUAACAAGGGAAAACAAUGGAACAAAGCCAGUGUCACCAUAAAACAUAAUGAGCCAUUCUGGUUUGUGUUUGUCUAUCUAAAAGGACAAAACACAGUGGGAGACAUUGCCCUUGACGACAUCGAUAUUGUCCCUUUUUCUUGUUACUCAGACCCUGUGGUCGACCCUCCAGAUGCCAAGCAUGAUGCGUUAACCAUUGGCCUUGCGGUUGGUUUCACGAUGCUGGCUGGCAUAAUUAUCUCUGUUGUUCUUUUCAUUUUCGUCUGGAAAAGAUGUUACAAAGGAAAUGAACUUGACACAAUUUCAACUAUUGAUCUUUUCGAUUGUAACAAUGAAGUGCAGUCUGGAUUCCCAUUAGAUGGAACCACGUCUGAUGCUUAGAAAAUAUUCAAAUUAACUUGAUAUAAGCUGAUAUUAACAUUUAUAUAAUCUAUUAUUCCGAGUAAAUAAAAAAUAAAAAACAUGACAAAUAAAUGAUAGAAACUGGUGGAUUA